This is a messenger RNA of Gamsiella multidivaricata, 4809 nucleotides long. RefSeq lists its product as uncharacterized. The record is from RefSeq and is a predicted model, not a curated record. Lineage: Eukaryota; Fungi; Mortierellomycota; Mortierellomycetes; Mortierellales; Mortierellaceae. The transcript has 3 exons. Gene Ontology annotation, molecular function: RNA polymerase II cis-regulatory region sequence-specific DNA binding; DNA-binding transcription activator activity, RNA polymerase II-specific. The coding region runs from base 1 to 4809 and encodes 1602 amino acids. Gene Ontology annotation, cellular component: nucleus. Gene Ontology annotation, biological process: regulation of transcription by RNA polymerase II.
AUGGCAGAUAUCCGCACAAGACCAAUGGAACAGCACCUGUUACCACCAAGUCCAUCCACGCAAAUACACCACCCUCAUCAAAUGAGCCAGAUGCAGCGGACAGCCUCUACGACGUCGGAUCAAGAUGGCGUUUUUGCGAGCACGAUGGAUGCAACCUCAAUCUUGGCCCAGGAUUGGAUUCAGCCUGCGACAGACUUCAACAACCUGACCUCGCUUGGGUUCGAUAGCAUGUUCCAGUUCAAUGGGCAGUCUGACCCCUUCCCGAUCGACCACACCGAGUUUGCGUCGAACGACUUUGGGUUCCCGCCUGGGAUGGCCGGACCCCUCUCUUCGAUCUUCGAGUCGCCCUCAACUAACCCGCUGAGCUCCAGCACUUCGUCCGAGAACAAUACUCCAGCAGGCAUGAUGGACACUAACGCGUUUCUCGGCAACGGCAGCAGUGGCAAUGGAAACAAUGGUAUGGGCAUCCAUGGCAACGGCCAUGUCAAUGGCAAUGGUUCCCAUAUCAGUCCUGACUCUGUCGACAUUGGAAUCCCAGAGCAGAGCGGUAAUGUUAAUCUGAAUCUCGCGCUUAAACCACACUACAUGAAGAGUCUGAAAGCAUCAGCCGCUGCCGCUGCCGCCGCUACCGCUGCUGCCACUGCUAAUGCACAGCCCUCAUCGCAGCAGCGACAGCAGACUGUCCAAGGAUUCAGCCCUGUCCAGAUGGAUCUGGGUCCAUCAGAGACUGGGAUGCAGUCGUUUGCAGUCACGGCAAUGUCCUCCCCACAGCAGCAACAGCAACAGCAACAGCAGCAAUCCAUGCUUUUCCAGCCGCAACGAGCUGGACAAGAUCAAGCACAAUCUCAACAAAAACAGCAACAGCAUCAUCAGCACCCGUUUACGUUCCAGCAUCCGUUCCAGCCCCAGCAACAGACUCUUCAGACAACGCAGAUGGAAGAGGAUAUCAUGGCCCAGCAUCUUCCUUUCGGUCAUUCUCGUCCUUUGUCCAUGAGCGGGAUGGGUCAGCAGCAGCCGCUCGAGGAUAUUCUCUAUCCACAGCAGCACCAACUCGGUACGGAUAUGAAGGGCCAUUUCAGACAUGCUUCAACCCCCAACCUGUCAGAGAUGAUCAAGCAGGAGAACCCUCUGACAGCUCAACGCCAACAGAUGCAGCUUCACCAUCAACAAGAAGCCUCUCAGGUCUCUCAACAACAGCAACAGCAAUCUAUCCACUCUUCGAGCAUCCAUCCUUUCUCUGCCGCACCAUCUAUGAGCACUAAACUCAGCAUCGCCCCGACUCGCACGCUGACAAAGCGCCCCAGCGAUCUUCACGUCGAUAUUUCUGGACGAUCUAGCUCUUUCCGUCUGAAUGGUGAUGUCAGGAAUGGGGAUUUCCGCUUCGGAAGCGAUGGUCGUGACCUAGCAGAUAGUGCCUCUGCGCCGCUGUCACCCUCGGCAGGCACCAUGACUGCACCUCUCACGCCAGCGUUCUUUUCGCCAGCUUUCGGUGAGGCACUGGGCAGUCCAGGGUCGGUCUUGUACCAGAGCAGCCCUUUCAUGCUGACCUCGCACGAUCGGAACCGGACUUCGAUUCAAACGGACACAUCUAUGGGAUCCUUCAUGGACAUGCAUGCCUCAAGUGCUUCCUCGCCCUCGUCGCUCGGAUCGCUUAGUGACGUUGGGCAUCGUAUGUUCAGGGCUUCGACGGACUCAAUGCAUGCGCCCCUGGAGACUGUCACCCCUAUGGAUAUCGCCCGCUCAUUCAACGAGAUGUCGGACGACUUGGGUUUCAUGGAGAAACAAGAUGUCGCUUCUGCGCCACCAUCUUCCGCACUCCAACACCGGGAUUCAUUUUGCCACUCUCCAGAUCAUAUCGAUCCUCACAGCGUAGAGGUCAAGCCUAGCUACUUUUCGACUACCUACCAGGACGAGCACAGGCAUGUCAAGAUGGAAGUGAUGUCUACUCCCGAGAUCGAUCCUGAUCACUCCGUCUUCCGGGACUCAACUGUGCCUGAGGGCCCUAUGACUCCUACUGGAAGCGCCAAUGGAAGCGGCCCAACACCAAUAAAGACUGCGCGAAAGCGUCGAUCAAACGAGGGUGUCUCCCGUUCGUCCACCGGCUCUUCGCCCUCUAACAGCAGCAGUCCGCCAAGGCCAGCUCGCAGCCGCACCAUUUCGAGCACAUCAUCUUUGAUCGACGAGAAGGAUGAGCCGUCGGACUCGCCGAUGAUCAGCAGCCUUGGCCCGGUGGCGUCUCCAAAGUCCAUCAUGUUAUCUCAGGAACUUAAGCCGCCUUCAAACAAGGCCAUGAGGACAAUCAUUAAGCGCUUCUUAGCGGCCAAAACGCCUGCACAGGGUGGUGAAAAAUCGGUUUUGAUUCUCACGUCCAAAGUGGCGCAGAAAUCCUACGGAACAGAGAAGCGGUUCUUGUGCCCACCACCUACAACGAUGCUGCUUGGUAGCAACUGGUGGUCAGCGUCUUCACCUCCUAACCAGUCCUUAGAGGAAGCCCCCGUCUCGACGCCACCGAAAAUGAUUGUCUCCAUUUGUGGCGAGGCAGGCAGCCAACAGGGCGUCAUUGACUGGACAGCAGCCAAGGAAGACGGCGUUGCGCCUAUUGUCACUGGAAAAUGUGUUUCGAAGCAACUGUAUAUUAACGAUGCGGAUGAAAAGCGCAAGAAGGUGGAAGUCCUUGUCAAGUUUAUGAUGGCCGGGGAUAUCGAGCUGGGAACGUUUGCCAGUAAGCCCAUCAAGGUCAUCAGUAAGCCUAGCAAGAAGCGCCAGAGCAUCAAGAACAUGGAGCUGUGUAUCCAUCAUGGCACCACCAUCUCGCUCUUCAACAGAAUCCGCUCGCAAACGGUUUCGACGAAGUAUUUGGGCGUCUCGACCACAGCGCAAGCGUCUGCACAUGCACCAUGGAAUUAUGGCAACAACAGCCUGAAGGACUGGCCCAACUUGGAGCCAUCACCCGAGUCCUCUGCAAACCCAGUUAACACUGAUGGUGGAACCUGCUUUGUGGCCAGGACCGGCAGCUGGGACCCCUUCGUGGUCUGGAUUGUUUCUCCAGGGCAGACAAGGACAGAGACACUCCAAGAGCAUUCUCAGCGUCAUCCAGGAUUUCCUCCACCUCCAGCAAUCGCUAUCAACUCGCCACCAGAGAACGCGCCUCAAACACCGAUCCAUUACAAUCAACCCAUUGUCCUGCAGUGCCUCUCAACUGGUCUGGUCAGUCCAGUGAUGGUGAUUCGCAAGGUCGACAAGGGAAGCAUGGUCCUCGGAGGGGGUUCGAUCGGUCACCCUUCGGCAGAGUAUGAUCAGGAAGCCAUUGGUGAUCCCGUGUCGCAGCUUCACAAGGUUGCCUUCCAGAUUACAGGCCAGGCGACUCCUGCGAGUACCUUUUCGCAUGGAAAACUUCAGCAAGGCACUUAUUUGGCGUGCUUGGGGGAUGUUGUUGGAAUGCAACGUGCGAACGAAGGAAAGCGGUAUUUGCCUGAUCCAAAGGGGUCUCAGUCGUCCACUUUGGAUGAUAGCACCCAAACGACAUCGGCCAACUCAGGCAACCCUUUCUCCAUGGAUAUCGUUCCCGAGAUCCCUGAGAGUAGCGCUAUUCCUGAGGCGCUUAUGUCGACGUGGUCUGCUGCUGAUCAAAUGGCCUUAGAUACUGCUGCUUGCGUGGGCGGAGAGAGAUCGAUUGUGACUACGGCCGAUGGUCAAAGGAUUGAGCGUAAACGCCGCGUGUCUUCAUCGGUAGUCAUCAAGUCCACGGGUAGCACAACUAAGGCAGCAUCCAAGUCAAGGAGGCGAGUUAACAGCAUGAGCGUGACUCAGUCAGAGGCACAGCGUAUCCGGGCUGGAGCUCUGACAGCAAACAGUCAUUAUCACCACAGCCCCAUUCAAACUUACGUAAAUCCUUCGACGACGUCCUCGAACGCUGGGGUAGAGACCAAGGAGAAACCUGCAAAGGAAACCGCCAAGAUUCUGGCGCUCCAGCAGCAGCGCCGACACUCGUCCAUCUGGACAGAGGACGUGACGGAUGCGGCUGUGUGGACUAUUGUUGGAACGGAUUGCGCGCAGUACAAUUUCUGCACUCCCGGAGGUUGCGAUUCCAUGUCGCUGCCACGGUCUCCAGUGACAUCUUUACCAAAGGUGCUAGAGGUGUGUUUGAACGGUCAGGCGUUUGGAACUCGCGCGUCCGCAGGUCCGAUUUCGAUCAACAACCCCGUCAUUCACACAACUAGCAACGGCGGCAGCAACAGCGGUUCUCAUGGUAAACAUGGACAUGCGCAUGGACACAGCAAGACGCUUCGUGUGAUGGAGUCCCAUAUGAACGACCACCACCAGCAUCAUCAUCAUCGAAACGAUAGCAACUCAAUGAAUGGCAGUAAUGGCCAAGGAGGAGCGCUUGGAUCGACUGGUGCGGCAGCCCGUCUUAUGAACUUGAAGGGUCAUGGGUUCACGCGGGAUCUGACGGUUUGGUUUGGAACGAUCAAGGCGCCCGUGACUGAGUACCAAUCUCCAGAAUUAUUGGCGGUCCAGAUUCCCGAAGAGGUAUCUUUGGGCUCUUCGUUCUACUUUACCAAGGAUGACGACGAGGAUGUCGAGGGCGAUGACGAGGACAAUUUCGCGACGACGGUGAAUGGUGGUGGGGAUGACGGUAGCAGCAUUAGUAGCGGUAGCAGCAGCUGCAACGGCAGUUACUCGGAGCAGCAGAAACGGUUCCGACGGAAGCGUGUCAAGGGCCUGUUUGAGUCGGACUGUGUUCCUAUCUUGCUGGUCCGGACCGAUGGCGUGGUCUACCGAUCGGGCCAUAGCAUCACCCUCGGGUGA